GGAGGAGGAGGAGGAAGAGGAGGAGGAGGAGGAGGAGGAAGGGGGGAGGGAGGUUUGCCGCGCUCUCGCUGUCCCUCUCCCUCCUCUCCCUCCGGGCUCGCCCUCCCGCCAUGUUGUUGUGAGCCCCUCGCCGCGGCCGAGGGGGGGGUGGGGAGGCGGCAGGAAGGAGAAGGCGCCGAGAGGAGGAGGAGGAGGGAGGAAGGAGGAGGAGGAGGAGGAGGAGGAAGGAGGGCGAGGAGGAAGAAAGAGGGCGGGGGUGUCCCAGGGCCCGCUCCGGCUCCAUCACAGCGAGCAGCGCCGCCAGCCAGCCCGUCCGAUCUGUGGAUGAGAUGAAUCAUGAGUUUCAAGCUCUUGCCCUAGAAUCUCGGGGAAUGGGAGAGCUUUUACCUGCCAAAAAGUUUUGGGAACCUGAUGAUUCAGCAAAAGAUGGACAAAAAGGGAUAUUCCUUGGUGAUGAGUGGAGAGAGACUGCAUGGGGAACUCCUCACCAUUCUAUGUCCCAGCCUAUUAUGGUACAGAGAAAGCCUGGACAGGGUUUUCAUGGAAACAGUGAAGUAAAUGCUGUAUUGUCUCCGCGAUCAGAAAGUGGUGGCCUUGGAGUGAGCAUGGUAGAAUAUGUGUUAAGUUCCUCUCCAGCUGAUAAAUUGGAUUCCCGGUUUAGGAAAGGAGCUUUUGGCACUAGAGAUGCUGAAACAGAUGGACCUGAGAAAGGAGAUCAGAAAGGCAAGGCUUCUCCAUUUGAGGAGGACAAAAACAGAGAUCUUAAACAAGGAGAUGAUGAGGAUGUUACUAAAAUAAAUGGCAGAGGUUUGCCAAAUGGAAUGGAUGCCGAUUGCAAAGAUUUUAAUCGUACCCCUGGAAGUCGACAAGCCUCCCCAACAGAAGUAGCUGAACGCUUGGGUCCCAAUCCUAGCACCACAGAAGGAUUAGGUCCACUUCCCAAUCCUACAGCCCACAAGCCUCUGGUAGAAGAAUUUUCAAAUCCAGAAAAUCAGAAUCUAGAUGCCAUGGAACAAGUUGGUCUUGAUUCUCUACAAUUUGACUAUCCUGGCAAUCAGGUACAAAUGGACUCUUCGGGAGCUACCGUAGGACUUUUUGACUACAAUUCUCAGCAGCAGCUUUUCCAGAGGACUAAUGCUCUGACUGUUCAACAGUUAACAGCAGCCCAGCAGCAGCAAUACGCACUGGCUGCAGCUCAGCAGCCACACAUAGCAGGCGUAUUCUCAGCAGGCUUGGCUCCAGCUGCUUUUGUGCCAAACCCAUACAUUAUCAGUGCUGCUCCUCCAGGUACUGACCCAUACACUGCAGCUGGAUUAGCUGCAGCAGCCACCCUAGCAGGUCCUGCUGUGGUUCCACCUCAGUAUUAUGGUGUUCCAUGGGGGGUGUAUCCAGCCAAUUUAUUUCAGCAGCAAGCUGCAGCAGCAAAUACCACAGCAAACCAGCAAGCGGCUUCACAGGCACAACAGGGACAGCAACCGGUUCUGCGUGCUGGAGCAACUCAGCGCCCGCUUACUCCCAAUCAGGGUCAGCAAGGGCAACAGGCAGAGUCACUUGCAGCAGCUGCAGCAGCAAAUCCAGCUUUGGCUUUUGGUCAGGGUCUUGCUACAGGCAUGCCAGGCUAUCAAGUGCUAGCUCCCACUGCCUAUUACGAUCAGACUGGUGCCUUAGUAGUAGGCCCUGGAGCAAGAACUGGCCUUGGAGCACCAGUCAGAUUGGUGGCCUCAACCCCUGUUAUAAUCAGUUCUGCAGCGGCACAAGCAGCUGCAGCUGCUUCAGCUGGAGGAACAGCAAACAAUCUCGCGGGAGCCACGAAUGGUCUAUUUCGGCCCCUUGGUGCCCAGCCACAACAACAGCAACAGCAAACAAAUAGUAGCCUACAAUCCAAUUCAUUUUAUGGCAGUAACUCUUUGACCAAUAACUCCCAAAACAGUUCCCUUUUUUCCCAUGGUCCUGGCCAACCAGGAAGUACAUCUCUUGGCUUUGGAAGUAGCAGCUCUUUAGGAGCAGCUAUCGGCUCUGCACUUGGUGGAUUUGGCUCAUCAGUUGGCAGUUCUGCAAGUAGUAGUGCCACAAGGAGAGAUUCUCUAUCUACUAGCUCUGACUUGUACAAAAGAUCUAGUAGCAGCCUAGCACCCAUAGGGCAGCCAUUUUACAAUAGUCUGGGAUUUUCCUCCUCUCCAAGUCCAAUAGGCAUGCCUCUGCCAAGCCAAACUCCAGGACAUUCACUUACGCCACCGCCAUCACUUUCAUCACAUGGAUCCUCAUCCAGUUUGCAUUUAGGAGGACUGACAAAUGGUAGUGGUCGCUAUAUUUCUGCAGCACCUGGAGCAGAAGCAAAGUAUCGCAGUGCGGCAAGUACCUCCAGUCUUUUUAGCUCCACCAGUCAGCUCUUCCCUCCUUCACGCCUUCGUUACAGUAGGUCUGAUAUUAUGCCUUCUGGACGCAGUCGCUUGCUGGAAGAUUUCAGAAAUAAUCGCUUCCCUAAUCUUCAGCUAAGAGACCUUGUUGGACAUAUUGUUGAAUUUUCUCAAGAUCAGCAUGGUUCUAGAUUUAUACAGCAAAAGCUAGAGCGAGCUACUCCAGCUGAGCGCCAGAUGGUAUUUAAUGAGAUCUUGCAAGCAGCAUAUCAAUUGAUGACUGAUGUGUUUGGAAACUAUGUAAUACAGAAGUUCUUUGAGUUUGGAAGCCUGGAUCAAAAGUUAGCCCUAGCAACACGCAUACGUGGUCACGUUCUGCCAUUAGCCCUACAGAUGUAUGGCUGUCGUGUUAUUCAGAAAGCACUUGAGUCUAUCUCACCUGACCAGCAGGUAAUUAACGAAAUGGUGAAAGAGCUGGAUGGUCACGUUCUGAAAUGUGUGAAAGAUCAAAAUGGAAACCAUGUUGUCCAAAAAUGUAUUGAGUGCGUUCAGCCGCAGUCGCUCCAGUUCAUCAUUGAUGCAUUCAAAGGACAGGUAUUCGUACUUUCUACUCAUCCAUAUGGUUGUAGAGUAAUUCAGCGUAUUCUGGAACACUGCACGGCUGAGCAGACUUUACCAAUCUUAGAAGAACUGCAUCAGCACACAGAACAACUAGUACAGGAUCAAUACGGAAAUUAUGUUAUUCAACAUGUACUGGAGCAUGGUCGUCCUGAAGACAAGAGUAAAAUCGUUUCAGAAAUAAGAGGAAAAGUUCUUGCUCUGAGUCAGCACAAAUUUGCCAGCAAUGUGGUAGAAAAAUGUGUAACUCACGCUUCUCGUGCUGAAAGAGCUUUACUUAUCGAUGAGGUCUGCUGCCAGAACGAUGGUCCUCACAGUGCCUUAUACACCAUGAUGAAGGACCAGUAUGCCAACUAUGUUGUUCAGAAGAUGAUUGAUAUGGCUGAACCUGCUCAGCGGAAGAUCAUAAUGCACAAGAUUCGACCCCACAUCACAACUCUGCGUAAAUACACCUAUGGCAAACACAUUCUGGCCAAGUUGGAAAAGUAUUACCUGAAGAACAGCGCUGAUCUGGGGCCAAUUGGUGGACCACCAAAUGGGAUGCUGUAAAAGACAAAAAGAAAAAAAAAGAGGAAAUGGAAAAAAAAUUUAUUGUGAAUGAUCAAAACAUACAACUUAACUAUAAAUGUUCUGAUUUUUUUAAAUCUAUUUAUUGACUUUGUUCAUCCAUUUGUAAAAUUUUUAUUCUUUUGUAUAUUUUUGGGGAGUGAAUUAUAAAAAAUAAAAAAAAAAAUCUCCAGCCCUGAUCCGGAGACCUAUCAGAUUGGACGGCUGGCAAAGCACAGAAUGCCUGUAUAUGAUGUAAUUGUAUCAAAAUAGCUGUCACAUAUUUUGUAAAUUUUUACCUUGUAAAGUCACUGAAAUAGUUUUUAAAGGGAAAAAGUACAGUAUUCUUUUAAUACACUGGCUUGCAAUCUGGUAGGUCUACUCAACAUCAUAGCACAACAGGUUUAUAGAGUUGUAUAUAGAACUGAUCCUUAUUUUUCCCUUUCGUGUGAAGUCUUUUAUACCAGAUUAAAAUUGAUCAGCUGCAUAAACAUUAUUUAACACGUCCAAAAGUUAAGUUGUGUUUUGGUGGUUCACAACAUACUAUUCAAAAAAUAAACUGGGCACAGCAAAUUAAAAUAGGGAGUAAUGAAACAAUGGAGACUUUAAAAGACAGUUUUCACCACUUUGUGGACACACUUUUUUUUUCCUUUUUUUUAAAUUAGUGCCCUAAGGUUUUCUCUAGCGAUGUAUUAAAACUAAAAGUGCUGUAUAUACUUAUAUAUUUAAUUGUUGUACAAGGUAGAGGAAUAAAAUGAUGGUGGUACUUCCAUUCAGUAAAGUACACUGUUGGAAAAGGAGUGAACCCUGUAUUAACUUUACAGUCGGUUUUACAAUGCAGGAAGAGUAGAGAUUUGUAUUUUUUUAUUUUGCAUAUAGAAUUGUAAGGAUUUGAAAGUGUUGAGCAUUUAUUUUGCUUUCUCACUGUAGAUGCAAAAAAUAGGUAUUGAUGAAGAGAAAAGGGGCCACUGAAAAGUAAACUUGAUAGCUCAACAUUUAAGCAUGAUUGAUUAAAUAUCCAGAUAGCUUUUUUGCUUCCUAUAAAUAUAUGCAUUGUAUACGUGUAGUUAAUAGGUGUAAGUUUACAGUUUGAAAACAAAUCUCUUGUUUCGAUGUUUAUUACAAGCCUUGCUAAUUUAGUAGUGAUGCUUACCUUGGUUGUACAGAUGUACAUUUGUAAACCUUCAUGCUGUAAAUGUAAUUUGUUUUACCCUUUUUGGGACAAAAAUUUGCAUUUUAGUGUAUAUUCAUAUCCCCCUUCCCUUUUCUCCCCCUGGCAUAUAGUGUUGUAUAAUGUAAAUUUAUUUCAGCAAAUCAAGAGUGAUUUUUUUAAAUUCUAUCUUUAUAUGGUUUCAGAAAUAUGAACUGGCUUUCUUUUUAUCUAUUGUGAGAAACAUGAUGUUUUGUUUAUAACAUAGCUGUUGAUUCUGUUAAUAUGGACACUUUGGGAAAUCAAUCUGUUCAAAUUUUAAGUUGGGAUAAUAAGCAUAGCAAGAAAGAAAUGGACUGAAAUACUUGGUUAUCGCAGAAACCAAUGCUUCUUCCAUCUUAAUAAAUGUGGCAUGAUUUUUUUGUACAGAAGAGUACUGUAUUUUUGAAUAGCCUUCUCCCAGCGUAAAGCAAAUAUGUAUGAUACUGUCAAUUUUUUUCUCUGGACAUAUGACAUUGUAACAGUAACAUAAAGAUGAUGUACAUUUACAAGCGGCCUUAUGUACAUUUCCCAAUGAUCUUUUUAAGGCAGAGUUGUGACCAUAUGUGUAUAAUUAAAAUCCUUUUUAAUCCUUUGCCUAUGGAAAUAUUUUGGAAAAAAAAAAAAAAA
Molecule: messenger RNA, 5340 nt
Organism: Oxyura jamaicensis (ruddy duck)
Lineage: Eukaryota; Metazoa; Chordata; Aves; Anseriformes; Anatidae
Gene: PUM2
Product: pumilio RNA binding family member 2
Exons: 21
Coding region: 330-3524 (1064 amino acids)
Biological process (GO): miRNA processing; regulation of mRNA stability
Cellular component (GO): cytoplasm; cytosol
Molecular function (GO): mRNA 3'-UTR binding
Source: RefSeq, a predicted model, not a curated record